This is a messenger RNA of Ostertagia ostertagi, 246 nucleotides long. The record is from the annotation of a GenBank genome assembly. NCBI's taxonomy places the organism in Eukaryota, Metazoa, Nematoda, Chromadorea, Rhabditida, Trichostrongylidae.
AUGCGGCUUCUGUUUCGUGAUGUAAUUAUUAUACACGGGCAGAUACCGAAGAAUGCCGUACGUUUCCUAAAUCGUACAAUGUUGGAUGGAAGGAUUAUUAGAGUUGACUAUGACGCCGGUUUUGUAGAAGGACGCCAGUAUGGAAGAGGAAAGCACGGCGGACAGGUCCGCGAUGAAUAUCGUGAGCAGUAUGAUCCUGAUAGGGGCGGUUAUGGUAAAAUCUGGCAGGAUAGAGAGCGUCUGUAA